AUGAAUCGUUUUGCGCCAGCGUUGCAACUUCAGUUCAGUUGUUCUGUUCAACGGUCAUCACUCACAAUGGAUCUGUACUAUGCUGCACAUUCACCUCCUUGUUGGUCGGUCAUAUUACUAGCCCGACAGUUGGACUUCAAUCUCAACCUAAAACCAAUCGAUACUACUGCCGGGGAGCACAAAACAGAGCAUUUUCUUAAGAUCAAUCCGACCCAUACGAUUCCUACGCUGGCAGUAGACGAUGAGUAUGCCUUAAGUGAAUCCCGAGCCAUUUUAGUCUAUCUGAUUGAAUCGCAAACCGAUGGUAACCACCCGCUGUAUCCGAAGGACGCCAAGACGCGUGGUCUCAUCCACAACCGUUUAGAUUUCGAUUUGGGAACCUUCUACAAACGAGCCUUCGACUACUUCAUGCCCCUGUUCAGGACUGGUUCGUUGGGUCCCGAAGAAAACAGCGCCAAGUUGGAUGAAGCCUUUGGUUUCUUGGAAGCUUUCCUAGGUAAAACCCGGUAUGUGGCCGCCGAUCACCUUACGAUUGCGGACAUUUCGCUGGUAACUACUGUGAGUACGUUGGACAUAUGCUAUUUCGACCGUUCAAAGUUUGACAAGGUGGCCGCUUGGCAUGACGCUUGCAAGAAGGAGCUCGUUGGAUACGAAGAUGUCGUCGGAAAAAGUUUUGCGGGGUGGAGGAAGAUUUUGAAGAAACCAGAAUAAAAUGCGAAAAAGAUUAGGUACCUAUUGUAGCAGAUAAGUUUAAAGAUUUCAAAAAUCGAAAUUCAGGUAAAUAAAUUUCUAAAUUUUAAACAAA
Armigeres subalbatus is the source of this 805-nucleotide messenger RNA. RefSeq names its product glutathione S-transferase D2-like. The transcript is spliced from 3 exons. Gene Ontology annotation, biological process: glutathione metabolic process. The record is from RefSeq and is a predicted model, not a curated record. Bases 1 to 711 code for a protein of 236 amino acids. Gene Ontology annotation, molecular function: glutathione transferase activity. NCBI's taxonomy places the organism in Eukaryota, Metazoa, Arthropoda, Insecta, Diptera, Culicidae.